Molecule: messenger RNA, 2544 nt
Organism: Cryptosporidium muris RN66
Lineage: Eukaryota; Apicomplexa; Conoidasida; Eucoccidiorida; Cryptosporidiidae
Exons: 2
Coding region: 1-2544 (847 amino acids)
Molecular function (GO): protein binding
Source: RefSeq, a predicted model, not a curated record
AUGACUUGUAUUCCAUACAGGAAGGAAAAUGUAGCUGCUGCUACUUUUCAUCCAACUCAACGAAUAUUAGCAUUACUAGUUGCACCUCCAUCUAUAAGUACAAUUGAAGUCUAUCGUAUACCUUUGAAUAAUGAUCCAAUUUCACUAAUUUGGUCAUAUAGAAUGAAUUAUCCUUCUUUUUGUUUGUGUUGGAGUCCUUGUGGUAAAUAUUUAUGUACUGGAGAUUUAAAUGGUACUCUAAUAAUACUGGAAUUAAGUGGAUCUGUAAGAAGUUCUAGCCAAAUACACAAGUUAAAAAGCAAAGUUAUUAGUUUAAACUGGAAGUUUUGCAAAAUUGAGAAGAAAAUAAGAGAAGAUAUCUCGAAGUUUGGGAUUUAUCCAAAAUUUCUAGAAGACUUACCAUGUAUUGAAUCAUAUCCACUGGGUACUAGAGGAGAAUGGACUUCAAUUAGAAGUAAGAGUGGAUAUAUAGAUCCUCCAACUUUACUUUCUGAAUUUUCUUCUGAAUCAUUUUAUGAAUAUUUAUCACUACUAUUUUCACUCGAUGAAUAUGGAGUUAUUUGGUGUAGUAUUGGAGGUCACACUCCACUUUGGAACUUAACACUUGGGAAAUGUAUCAAGGAAAUUGCAUCUAUAUAUAUACCAACAAAUUAUGAAUAUGUUAUUAUUGGGUAUUCAGAAAGUGAAGAUAAAAAGAAUAGAGAUUUUAAGAAAUACUCUAAUUCUUUAGAUAAACCAUCAUUGAAUGAAUCACCAAACUUUGAUGAAGAUAAGAAUAAGAUUAUAUCAUAUUAUACUAUAAAUUUAGUGAGUCUGAAGCAUUUUAAGUCUAAUUAUUUGAAUAUAACAAUAAUAUUUGCCUAUAACCAAUAUAUAAGACAGUUAUUAACCUUUCUUAAAUUAGUUUUUCAACAAUUAAACUCCGUAUGGAAAACAUCUGUAAAACCCCUUAAACAAUUAUUACAAAAUUUAUAUGAUGAGAAGAUACCAAUAGAUGAAAUAUCUAAGAUACUUAGAUCACUUUGGACUGGUAUCCCACUAAGUACUAAUGAAACUACAAGAGGUGAACUCAAUUUAAAUAUGAGUAUAGAUCAGCUUGUGAUGAUUGGACAGAAUAUCCAAGAUGGGCUAGAGUAUAUUAAAAAUAUGAUAGCAUUUACGAUUUACCCAACAUUAGAUUAUAUUAAAGUUUUAUGGGGAUUACUUCAAAGUGAAAAUAUUAUUCAAAAAUUAGACACUAAACUUGUAGAAAGUGAAAUUGAAAGAUUUAAUAAUAUAACAGCAAAUUUUGAGGAUAAUAUUCGUAUAGUAGUUCCAAUAACUCAUAUAUUUUUACAUUUAAUUAGUUGUAUAAGAUCAUAUUAUGAUGAGAAUGUGGAUAUUACGAAUGAUAAUGAUAAUGAUGGCAGUGAUAAUAAAGUUAUAUCAAUAAUAUCAUCAGAAGAUGCAAAAACUCUUAAAGAUACAUUUGGAAUUUCUACAAAUGGAUUAGAUGCACUUUUAGAUUACUUUGCAAAACAAGUAACAGACUAUAAAUCAUACCUUGAUGGGAAUAUUAAGGAUCUAUUUACUAAAACUUUGGAUAUAAUGAAUUUUAAGAAUAUCGAGAAUUAUUUUACAGAGAAUGAUAACUCAAUUGUUGGAUGCAGGACAAAACUAUCUUCACUUAUAGAUAAACUCUAUAAGUCAAUUUUUGAUACUAUUUCAUUAGAUUAUAUUAAGAAUAUGGCAAUGAUCAAACUUUCUAUUAAUCCAUUAUUAUUCUGUAACUUUUAUAGCAAAGAUUUCAUAGAUGUUAGCUUAGAUGCAAAUGGAGAUUUGGUAUUUUCCUUUUUUUUAUUUUCUGAAAAAACAAACAAUAUAUUUAUUAUGCAUUGUAUAUUGCAAAGUUCUAUCUAUUAUCAAGAUCAAUCUUCAGUUAAUCAGGAUUAUUUAAAAAACAUAUCACCUAAUAUGGAAUUUGACCUAUCAAUUCAAUUUACUAUAAAUAAUAACUAUAAAUCCUAUCCUUGGGAACCUAAAAUUUAUUAUUCACAAUGCUCUAUAGCUGAAAUGGUAAAUAGUACAACCAAUAAAAUUCAUUCUAUUAAGUGGUAUGGUAAUAAUGAUAUCCUUAUACUAUUAUCUAGUUCAAAGCUUAAUAAUAAUCAGAAUAUUUCAAACUUUGCUAAUUCUCAUGAUUUAUCAACAAAGAUCCUGCAUAUCAAUAUAAAAAAUUUUAAAUAUAAUUUACUACAUAACAUAAACCAAUCUAUAGUUGAAUACUGUAAAGGUCUAUCUGUUAAUAAUAAUUUGAUAAACUAUCAAUAUAAAUUAACUGGUAUAACGAAUGGAGAUAAUCUGGAGUCUUUAUCUUUCAUAUUACAAGAUGUAGGAAGAAUUACUAGAUACCAGAAGCAUAAACUAGUUUUUCCCCCUCAAACUAAUUUAAGGGGGAAUAAAUCUACUAUUCUAAAUUAUCAUGCCCUUGAAAAGGAGAGGUUCUAUAUUGUUUCAGAUCCUAGUACUGGACGCAUUGGUGUUGGAAUAUUCCAAAUACUUUAA